AUGACGCGACUGCACCCCGCGCUGUUGGAGAGCAGUUUCUUCAUGACUUUCAAGAAGCAGCGCAACGAGCUAGAGGCUGAGGCCAUCAAGGACGUCAGUGCAGAGCUGCAGGGGGGGGGGAGAAAGAAAAGGGCCACCCUGGAAGGCUAUGAGGUUCACGACCACGACGCCAAGACCUUGACCAGCACUACGGUGCCGUCUGACGCCGCGACCGAUUUCGAAGAGCCGCACGCGAUUCAGGCGCCCUACGUGCCGCAGCGAGUUGACACUAAGCUCACCAAGGCAAAGGGACUUGCACUGCAGCGGGAGCUUCUGCAAGCAUUCCAGUCCCCAGGAUUUCAAAAGAGACUGCAUGAGCUUGAGCGAGACCAUGCGUCCCCCAAGAACAAGAAUGUCAAAACGGCAGCCUACCGCAUCGAAUUCAUGAAGCUGGUUCGCUCCCGGCAGAGAGAGAUCAUCCCGUACUAUGGUUUUCCCGCCACCGAAGAAGGCAUCGAGGCCAUGCUGGUGGCGCUGCAAGAGCACAAGGACGAUCCUGACGUGUUCGUGAACGAGGCGGCCAUCAACGAAGCCCUGGGCCUGGAGACGAGGCGCCAGGGCAAGGCGGAGAAGAUCAAGGUCUGCGACGUCAGGCCCAAGACCUUGCGCGGCACCUCCGAGAUGCUGCGCCUCAUGCUCAGCAAGCUCAGCAAGGCCACCUUCCAACAGAGCAUCGACAGUCUCAAACAGGCGGCAGAUUUCCGUGCCGGCCGAUGUGGCUACGAAGAUGACACCAGCCUGUGGCCCGUGGAGUUCUACGAAGACCCGGAGGGCUACUAUCAUCUUCAUGGCCGCGACAAGCUGGCACUGAGUGUCCACAAGCAAGUGUUGCCCCUCUACGGAUUUACGGCUGAUAAGCAUGGAGUACAGGAGAUGCUUCAGCUUUGUGCAAAGUACUUGUCGGACCCAGAGUUUGCUCACCUCUUUGACUCUGUGAACGCCAAGCUGGGCAUGUCACCAAGCGCCUGCCAACGCUUCCGCCAACUGAUUGCUGGCUAUGAGCCACUGCCAACUGGCAAGGCAAGGUCUUGA
Effrenium voratum is the source of this 1071-nucleotide messenger RNA. The record is from the annotation of a GenBank genome assembly. NCBI's taxonomy places the organism in Eukaryota, Dinophyceae, Suessiales, Symbiodiniaceae.